AAACUGGUGCGGGCUCAUCUUUGGGGGAGACAUGUCUCUGAGUCUGAGACACCACACCAGAGGCAUAGUGCAGCAGGACGAUGCUAACUAUGAAGUGGGUGCAGAGGAUGCAGACUCAAGCUGCUCCUCAGGCCAGUCCACCUCCUCCAGGUCAAGCAAGGGAUACAGCAGUAGGACAGGCAGCAGCAAAGACUCUCAGGGGUCAUGCACCCAGUCAGACUACAGGGAGGAGGCUGACACUACUGCAAAUAGGACCCUUGCCCUCUCACCAAGCAAGUGUAGUCCAUCAUUGUAAAUAAGAAUUUGUUCUUAACUGACUUGCCUAGUUAAAUAAAGGUUAAAUAAAAAAUAUAAAAAAAUAAGCCAGGUCUAAGCAUGAAGACAGCGAAAGCACAAAGUAUGUGAUAUCAAUCUGAUAUUUCAUAUCUUCUCAUUACUACAGACAGCCUACCUAUAAUGACAUAAGUGUAGGCCUAUAGGCCGAGAUGGUUUGCAGCAUAUUCCCAUGUAAGCAUCACACUUAGGUGCCUUUUUCCUCUCAGCUCAAAACAAGGGAGGGCAGUGGUGCAAAAAGAAGAAAAACACUCAUUCAAGGAACCGCAAGGCCCCUCUCUUCCCUCCAAUCAAUCCCCUGGAGGGACCAAACCAGCGCAUCAGGUCUGCCAACAGGCACCGCAUCAAGGAACUCAACAGCCAAGUGUGGGAGCUACAGCAGCAGCUGAGUGGUGUCGCCACAGAGAACAAGCUGCUGAAGCAGCUCCAGGGCCGCCACACGGUGGCGCUACAGCGCUUCCAGGACUCACAGAGUGGCCUUCCCCAGGUAUGCUGCAGCAAAAAAAUGUCUGGCUUGAAUAAUUGAUCUAUAACACAGCUAUAACAAACUCAUUAUCAGCUAACAACAAUAAUCUGAUCUUGCAGUAUUGGCUAAGGUCAUAAUGUUUUGCACCCACCCACACCGUCAGGUUCUGGCCAAGCACGGCAACGAGGUGCAUGCUCUGCAGGAGCUCCUGUGUAAAGCCCGCAUCCGCCGCAACAGUCUGUCCAGGCGUCUGAGGGGCAUGGAGGAGGAGCUGCUGCGCACUAAGGACGCUCUGCACCGGCUGCAGCUGCUCAGCGAGGACCACAGCAUGGAAGAGAGGGAAGAGCUGAGCCACAGGCUGGCCCUGAUCACUGUGGACCUAAACAGGAAGAACAAGAGAAUACAAGUACAGUACAUGCAUUCACAUGGCAGGGCUGACUCCAUGUUCACAGGCCAGGUGGAUGUCUGUAUUGAAACUGAUUGGGUUUUCAACUCUGUCCAUCUGUAUUGGUCUUCUACGGGGAGACCAAUAUACAGUGGGGGAAAAAAGUAUUUAGUCAGCCACCAAUUGCGCAAGUUCUCCCACUUAAAAAGAUGAGAGAGGCCUGUAAUUUUCAUCAUAGGUACACGUCAACUAUGACAAAUUGAGAGAAAAAAUGCAGAAAAUCACAUUGUAGGAUUUUUUAUGAAUUUAUUUGCAAAUUAUGGGGGAAAAUAAGUAUUUAGUCACCUACAAACAAGCAAGAUUUCUGGCUCUCACAGACCUGUAACUUCUUCUUUAAGAGGCUCCUCUGUCUUCCACUCGUUACCUGUAUUAAUGGCACCUGUUUGAACUUGUUAUCAGUAUAAAAGACACCUGUCCACAACCUCAAACAGUCACACUCCAAACUCCACUAUGGCCAAGACCAAAGAGAUGUCAAAGGACACCAGAAACAAAAUUGUAGACCUGCACCAGGCUGGGAAGACUGAAUCUGCAAUAGGUAAGCAGCUUGGUUUGAAGAAAUCAACUGUGGGAGCAAUUAUUAGGAAAUGGAAGACAUACAAGACCAUUGAUAGUCUCCCUCGAUCUGGGGCUCCACGCAAGAUCUCACCCCGUGGGGUCAAAAUGAUCACAAGAACGGUGAGCAAAAAUCCCAGAACCACACAGGGGGACCUAGUGAAUGACCUGCAGAGAGCUGGGACCAAAGUAACAAAGCCUACCAUCAGUAACACACUACGCCGCCAGGGACUCAAAUCCUGCAGUGCCAGACGUGUCCCCCUGCUUAAGCCAGUACUUUUUGGUUAAAAACUCAACUCGUCGUGUUUGGAGGACAAAGAAUGCUGAGUUGCAUCCAAAGAACACCAUACCUACUGUGAAGCAUGGGGGUGGAAACAUCAUGCUUUGGGGCUGUUUUUCUGCAAAGGGACCAGGACGACUGAUCUGUGUAAAGGAAAGAAUGAAUGGGGCCAUGUAUCGUGAGAUUUUGAGUAAAAACCUCCUUCCAUCAGCAAGGGCAUUGAAGAUGAAACGUGGCUGGGUCUUUCAGCAUGACAAUGAUCCCAAACACACCGCCCGGGCAAUGAAGGAGUGGCUUCGUAAGAAGCAUUUCAAGGUCCUGGAGUGGCCUAGCCAGUCUCCAGAUCUCAACCCCAUAGAAAAUCUUUGGAGGGAGUUGAAAGUCCGUGUUGCCCAGCGACAGCCUCAAAACAUCACUGCUCUAGAGGAGAUCUGCAUGGAGGAAUGGGCCAAAAUACCAGCAACAGUGUGUGAAAACCUUGUGAAGACUUACAGAAAACGUUUGACCUGUGUCAUUGCCAACAAAGGGUAUAUAACUAUUGAGUAUUGAGAAACUUUUGUUAUUGACCAAAUACUUAUUUUCCACCAUAAUUUGCAAAUAAAUUCAUAAAAAAUCCUACAAUGUGAUUUUCUGGAUUUUUUUUUCUCAUUUUGUCUGUCAUAGUUGACGUGUACCUAUGAUGAAAAUUACAGGCCUCUCUCAUCUUUUUAAGUGGGAGAACUUGCACAAUUGGUGGCUGACUAAAUACUUUUUUUCCCCACUGUAGGUGGACAUGGUCAAUACAGUUAGGGAAAGGGGGAUUCCUAGUCAGUUGUACAUUGGAAUGCAUUCUACUGAAAUGUGUCUUCCGCAUUUAACCCAACCCCUCUGAAUCAGAGAGGUGCGGGGGGCUGCCUUAAUCGACAUCCACAUCAUCGGCGCCCAGGGAACAGUGGGUUAACUGCCUUGCUCAGUCAUACAAAAGUUAUACUUAAAUCCAAACUGGUUCUCAAGCAAAUUAGUAAGAUUGUCUCACCCAAUGUUCAAGAAAGGCCUUUUUCCCUUUAUUCAGAUUACAACCUCUCACUUUCAGUUAUUUGAAAAGGAAAUAAUCUCCCAAAUGUCACUAUUUCUAAAACAAGCCAUAGAAAGUUGGUUGCAAUUUCAAUUUAAUCCUCCAGAAACGACAGAACAAAUAAUGCAACAAAUAUUGUGGUUAAAUUCAAAUAUACUAAUUGACAAAAAACCUUUAUUUUUUGACAGAAUGUUUAAAAAAGGUAUAAUCUUCGUAAAUGAUAUCAUCGGUAGGACUGGUGGAGUUAUGACGCACAUGCAGCUAACAAAAACAUAUGGAAAUGUCUGCUCUACCCAAAAUUACAACCAAAUAAUUGCAGCCUUACCGCAAAAGUGGAAGAGGAAAGUGGAAGGGGGAGAAAGUAAGGAACUUGUCUGUCGGCCUUACAUUAAAGAACAUAAUUGGUUAAGGAAAACUGUGAUAAAUAAAAAAGUAUAUCAGUUUCACUUAAGGACCAAAGGAUUGACAGCCGUCCCAUAUAGAUUGCAAAAUAGUUGGGAAGAGAUCUUUGACGUACCGAUCCCAUGGCAUAGUGUUUAUGAACUGACACGCAAAACGACACCGGAUUCAAAAAUUAGAAUCUUUCAAUUUAAAUUAUUAUAUAAAAUUCUUGCUACCAAUAGAAUGUUAUUUAUAUGGGGGAUACAAUCUUCCCAGCUCUGCAGAUUUUGCUGUGAAGAGACAGAAUCAUUAGAUCAUUUGUUUUGGUUCUGUCCAUUUGUAGCUUGUUUUUGGACACAGGUCCAGGAAUGGCUAAAGGAUUGCAAUAUUUACCUGGAACUAACCUUGCAGAUAGCAUUACUGGGUGAUCUGAAAAGUCAUAGUCAAUCAAUCAAUAAUAUAAUAAUACUUUUAGCAAAAAUGUUUAUUUUUAAUUCACAAUCUGUAGAAGCAAUGAGAAUAGAAAGGUUCAGAACUUUUGUAAAACAUCACAGUACGGUUGAAAUAUAUAUGGCAAAUAGAAAUCCUAUAUGGAUGGGGUUAAGAGAUAGAUGGGAGGUAUUGAAUAGAGUUGAAGGAUGGGACUAAUAACAAAUAACAACAAAUAAUAACAAAGAUAGCUAAUAAUGUAAGCAUACUGUGUCCAUAAUAAGUAUAUAGGUUGUAUGUUGGGAGCUUUUGGGAAAGAGCACAGUUAGAAAGAUAUGGCAUAUAGAAGCAAACCGGAUGGACAUCAUGAAAAUGAUCGGAGAGGUUGAGAGUAGAAGAAGUUCAGGAGCAAAAUAUAUAUAUAUAUAUAUAUAUAUAUAUAUAUAUAUAUAUAUAUAUAAUAGAAUUAUUGUAAAAUUAACUCUGUCCAUAAGGUGUAGAUAGUAAGUAUAGACCGGAAGUAGAGGCCUGGGCAUUGUUGUUCACUAAUUUACUCCAAGUAGGGAAUGGAUGGUGGGGUUGAAAAGUAAUAAAGGGGAGUAUAUAUAUAAAAAUAUAAAAAUAAAAAUAAAAACAUGGGGGUUUGGAAGUGAUGCAGACAAUUACAUUGAUAGAAGAUACAAUCUAUCUGCAAUAUUAAGCUGAUCCAUUCCCCCUAAAAAAAGAAAAAAAGAAAAAAAGAAAAAUAAAUGAAAAGAAAAAAUAUAAAGAAAAAAAAAUGCCUUGCUCACGGGCAGAACGGCAGAUUUUUACCUUGUCAGCUCGGGGAUUCGAUCCAGCAACCUUUCGGUUACUGGCCCAACGCUCCUACCCGUGAAACGUAAAUAAAUUGUGUGUUGCAGGACUUGGAAAGGAAUCUUGAGCUGAGCCAGAUAUCCUUUAAUCGCCAUCUUUCCACAGAAACAAGGAAGACCAAUGAGGCCAGAGAGCUGUCCGAUUACCUCCAGGCACAGAUCAGUCUGUUGACCAAAAAAAUCAAAGUAAGUUUAUAAGGACUUGAGAGCAGCAACAUACACAGAGUGUAAAAAAACAUUAGGAACACCAUGACAGGUAAGUCUGUCAUGGAAAGAGCAGGUGUUCAUAAUGUUUUGUACAAUCUUAGUAGAUGUGGAGCAGUACUGUUGUUUGAAACAGUGGUAAUGUCAUUUAACUCGCAGUACUGCAAUGUAAACACAAGAGGGAGUCUAAUACAGCUGUAUUUCUGAAGGCAUAAUUGAAGGUUGAAGCGAAAUACCAAUUUUCCCGCUUGUAAACUUGCCUGGCUACCCAAACGCUACACGCAGUUAGUUUCUUCUCCGCAAUGUCUGGAUCUGAGUACCUCCCCGUUGAUUUCUAUAAUGCAAACACAUUCUAACCAUUCUGAUUGGUUAAAGAAACCAAUGGGUUGGGCCAGAGCCAGAACACACAUGGGUAAAACUGCGUUUAGAAAAUUAGUCAUUGGCUUUGAUAUUCUAAUUGGUUAGAGAUGAUCCAAUCGCUGAUUACUUUGUUUUGUACAACACCCCUCAUUUUGACGUCCCCACAAACUACUUAAACGAUGGCAGUCUCAGACUGAAGUAUUUGGCGAACAUAAGAGCAGCGGGCAAAUUCAGUUUGAGUCGUCAGGCAACUUGUAAACCUGGCUGGUAACAGAUAUCAGGAUGAUAACACUACAUUUGAGAAAUUAACAUUUAUUGUACAUAUUGCAUUCUUGAGAAAUGGCUUACUGACGCAUUUAACACAAAAUAUAGGAAAGAGAGAGAUAAUUGGAGAUCCACAAUAUCUACUCACAUAGAUUUCCAAAAGGCUGGAACGGAAAAGGUACAAAGAUAUGAGCUACUUUUACUUUUAACAUGUUCAACCCAUGAUCAAGAUCAGACUUUGUUUUUACUUGAGGCUGAAUAUCUUUUGCCAUUUACAGGAGCAAGACAAACUAAAUCUGUUCAAACAGAUGAUUUAUCCUCUCUCCCCAUCGAGGCUCCAUGCCAACUUGAAUUAGAAUAUGCCAGUUCACUUGAGCAUCUGGAGAAGCAGAAGAGUUUGAGCUGGGUAUGUAAAUGAUUUCGUUCUCGCUAACAUUCUGUGCAGAAAGCUGUAUAAAAUAGAUAAUGGUAAAUAAAACAUUCAUUCAAUAUUGACAGAUAAAAGCAAAGAUUAACUACUUGAUAAAAGUGUGUGUAGUGAAUUCCUGUGUAAAGUUGAUAUCUUAUUUAUUUUUUUCAGGAGUCCUUUGCCAUCGACUUCACAGACAGAAGUGACGCAGCAGACACGUCAGUGGAUGACAGAGGAUCAAACGAUAAUGAAGAUUUUGCUGGUAAGGAUUUUUUUUUACUUUACUACAGCCUAUUGGGACUACCAAUGAACAGAUGCAAAGCUAAGGGGAUAUUGAGAAAAUAAAUGGUUAAAUUACAUUCUGAAGUGUCAGGUAUGUACUCUCCAGUCACAGAGUAUAUGCAAACAAGACAGCAAACACAAAAAACUCCCAAACAUUGGGACUAAUUAAAGCUCACUUGUCAUACUAAGUAACAGGACUGAAAUAACCUUUCCUGUGUCAUGUUAUAUCCCCAAAAAAGCCUAGGGAAUGACGGCAAGCAACUAUCAUAUUUAUCCACAGAGGAUGGAGAGCUGGAUGGUGAUUCUGAGGAGGAUCCACAGCUUCAGGAUGAGGAGGAUUGCCUUGCAGAGGAGGCAGCGAGUUCCCUGAAGGCUUCAGAAGGAGAGCAAACAGAGCCAUUUGAAAGCCAGGUCCGGUACACUCUGGAGGACAUUCUGAAUAUAGAACGUGCCAACAAGGCCCUCGAGUCCGCUCCCAGGACCAUCCAGAACCUACACAGUGGGAAGCCUGCCUAUACAAGCCAUACCCAAAGCCUGAGAAAGAGCCCUCCUAGAUACAUCAAGGGCCAGGCCAGGGUGGAGAACCAGGGGUCUGGGGCGUAUGAGCCUUCCUUUGUCACUCUACCAGCAGAGAAGUGCCAAAGGCGUGACACCACGGGCCCUCAACCGGAGGAUGGUGUAGUCCGCAGCAAGAAGAGCAGCUUGAUGAAAGAGCUUUUUGGCCAGGCCCCAAUCACUGAUCCAAUGGCCAUGCAGACAGGCAGAUCCAGAGUUCAAGGCACAGACAUGGACAGAAUGUCAUCUUACCAUACAGGAGACGCUAGCCCGGUCUCACCUGGGAGAGAGCCCAAUAUCAUUUUUGAU
This is a messenger RNA of Coregonus sp. 'balchen', 7177 nucleotides long. NCBI's taxonomy places the organism in Eukaryota, Metazoa, Chordata, Actinopteri, Salmoniformes, Salmonidae. The record is from the annotation of a GenBank genome assembly.